Messenger RNA from Oncorhynchus tshawytscha (Chinook salmon), 1845 nucleotides. Its product is annotated as metalloreductase STEAP4. Gene Ontology annotation, cellular component: endosome; plasma membrane. The record is from RefSeq and is a predicted model, not a curated record. Gene Ontology annotation, biological process: copper ion import. The transcript has 10 exons. Bases 388 to 1833 code for a protein of 481 amino acids. Gene Ontology annotation, molecular function: ferric-chelate reductase (NADPH) activity; cupric reductase (NADH) activity. Lineage: Eukaryota; Metazoa; Chordata; Actinopteri; Salmoniformes; Salmonidae.
ACUACUCCCUUUCCUCCUCCCUCCAGGAGCACGUCCAGACACAAAUAGAGACUCAGUCAGUCGUGUCUGGAUAACUCAGAGGAGCUGCUCCAACUCUGAAGACUAUUGUUUUGGAACAUGUAAUGCAGAAAACAUUUUAUUGCAGGAUUUCAACUACAGUAAGCUGUCCUAGCAUUGAUUGACAGUGCUCUGUCUGGACUGCAGAGGUGUCUGCUGAAGAACUUAGCGAAGUGAAAGGGACGUUCAUCCUGCGAGCUCCAUUUAUGUGAAUGUACUUUUUCUGUGAUUGAAACUUCAGGAAGGUAUUUUAAACUCUGUGGUCUUUUUGACACUUCCUGUUGAUUCUAUCUACGACUCAAGGAGGUCUUUGCCCGUCUCUGUUCAGGCAUGACGGGUCAGGAGAGGAGUGAGGAGAAGAGUGAGUGUGUGUCCCUGUCUCCGAUGAUGGAGGCUGUCCCUGCCCCACCUGAGAGUGAGAGGGUGUGUGUGUUUGGGACGGGGGACCUGGGGCGCUCUCUGGGCCUGCGUCUGCUGCAGGCGGGGUACGGUGUGGUGUUCGGCAGCCGACGGCCCCACAGCAGCAGCAGCCUCCUACCCCACGGAGCACAGGUCCUGGGUCAUGCUGCAGCUGCUCAGUCAGCCCAUCUGAUCUUCAUCGCUGUCCAGAGAGAACACUACGACUUCCUGGUACCACUGGCCAAUCAGCUGAAGGGAAAGGUGUUGGUGGACCUCAGUAACAACCUGAAGAAGAAUCAGUACCCAGAGGCCAACGCAGAGUACCUGCAAAGUCUGGUUCCUGGAGCUGAGGUGGUUAAAGGCUUCAACACCCUGUCUGCCUGGAGUCUGCAGAAUGGACCUUCAGAUGCCAACAGACAGGUGUAUAUCUGCGGGGAAAGUGUGGAGGCCAAGCAGGCGGUGAUAGCGGUAGCCAUCAAGCUGGGUUUCAGUGCCCUGGACCGGGGAUUUCUCUCAGUGGCCCGGGAGCUGGAGGACUUCCCCCUACAGCUGUUCCCCCAGUGGAGGCUCCCCCUGCGCAUCGCCAUUGGCCUCAGUGCUGCCUUCUUCUUCUACCUGCUGAUCAGAGACAUCAUCUAUGCAUACGUCACCCAGAGCAAAGACAUCUCCUUCAGAAUCAUGGUCUCACUGGCCAACAAGGUGUGUCCCAUCGUGUCUCUGAUCAUGCUGUCUCUCUGUUACCUGCCUGGUGUCCUGGCUUCCUUCCUGCAGCUCUACAGAGGCACCAAGUACAGGCGCUUCCCUGAUUGGCUGGACCGCUGGAUGCUGUGCAGGAAACAGCUGGGUCUUCUGGCACUGGGGUUCGCCUUUCUGCACGUGCUCUAUACACUGAUCAUACCCAUACGGUACUAUGUGUGGUUCAAGGCCACUGAACGCACUGUCUCUAUGAUCAGAGAGAACAGGACCACUCAGUUUGAUAUGACGACGGCCUGGCGUGGUGACUCCUACUUAUCCCUGGGAAUUCUGGGAUUUGGCCUGUACGUCCUGUUAGGAAUCACAUCUCUUCCCUCUGUCAGUAACGCUCUCAGCUGGAGGGAGUUCAGCUUCAUACAGUCCAAGCUGGGUCACCUGACUCUGCUGUUGUGUACGGCGCACACCUACCUGUACGGCUGGAACAGAUUCCUGAGUUCCUCCACCUACAAGUGGUACACCCCACCGGGCUACAUGCUGUGUCUGGUGCUUCCCUCUGUGGUGCUGCUACUCAAGCUGCUGCUCAUAACCCCCUGUGUGGACCGAACAAUCACCCGCAUACGACAGGGCUGGGAGAGGGGGGCAGAUCAGAGGAACCCUAAAGACAGCCAACCACUGAUACCUUAGACGACACACACA